CGCACCUGGUAACCAGCCUCACCGUGUACAUUUGUAAAGGAAAUAACAUUUGGUACGUACGUACAUAGGCUGCAGCCAUGUAAAAGCCGCAAGUGCCCAAACCAACAUUGAAAACACGAGAUAUUUACAAAUAAAGACGGUACACGGAGACUUUAAUGCCAGCACCAACAAGCGAACGCUAAUACUAGCGUCGCCGUGCUAACGCUAACGCUAGCGCCACCGCGCUAACCCUAAUGCUAACCCUACCGCCGCCGUGCUAACGCUAAUGCUAACGCUAGCGCCACCGCGCUAACUCCAAUGCUAACACUAGUGCUGCCGGGCUAACCCUAACACUAGCACCGCCAUACUAACAGGACUGGUUAAAAAAAAAAAAUACAUACUGGUAAAAAUCACUGCGGGACUAACAGGACAAGCCGAAAGAAACUUACUUUUUAAAAAUCACAGAGACAUGGCAGUAAUACGCUCGCGCAGCGCUAACAGGGCUGGACCGGUAAAAGUCACUUCCUCGGCACAUAUAUUCGGUCUCACUCUUACCUUUUCCGCUCAAGUGCCACCUUACUGACGUUAGAAAAAAAAUGCACAAAUUAGCCGCAUCGCCGCAUAAACCGCAGGGGUGAAAGCGUGUGAAAAAAAGUCGCGGCUUGUAGGCCGGAAAUUACGGUACAAUCAUUCAGAAGCAAAACCCAUUGGGCCUUUCCAAAUGGAGCAAGCCACAUUAGCAUAGCUAAGUAAGAUCGCUCGCAUUACAAAUAGUAAUUGAACAUCAUGUUUGUAGCAUAGGCUAACAUUAGCAUCUGGAGCUAGCAACAGUAUACUGCUUCGAACAAACAUUAUGCAGUGCCAGCCAACCAUUGGGCAUGUAGAUCCACCAAAAGUGUCACUGAAGAUGUACUGGACAUAUUUAGAACCCAAACCGCAAGGUUUCCCUUUAUGCUAACCUCCCUGGAAUCGAACACGUUUUCUAUGCUUCCUCUGCCAUGCCUUCAUGCAUCAUGUUCGAUUCUUCCAGGAUCCUCCGCAACUCUGGGUUCACAGCCAUCUUCAUGUCGUCCACAUCUUUUUGGGGGGGCCUGGGGGUGUCAGGUGACACCCGGGUCCUCAGAACUUCAUCACGGGUGGAGCAGCCACGACUCGUUCUGCCACAACUCUUCCAUCUUCUCACAUAAUCGGUGAAGGAAAUACUUCAGUAGUUGACCCUCCAGUUUUGCAGCAAGAACUCAUCCAGAUAUGGAAUAUGCCCCUCACAUCAAAGAAUUCCAUCAACACGACUUGGAUUUAGGAUUCCGGCUGCCUCCCUUUCUUCGGCCUCGGCGGCGUUGGAGUCUUCCUAAGGUCGCCUAAGCUUCGUACUUUAAAACCCACGAGCCAAAUACUCUUUGAGUAUUUGUGUAAAAACGUGCGGCAAAUAGCUUUAGCAAGGUUGCCUACCACUUCAACUUUCCAAACAACAAAGUAUAAUAAGAUUUGCCAAAGUUUUCCAAUCAAAUCUAUAAAUACAUACUCAUGUCUUGUCUGUAAGUAUUGCAACACGGCAAUGCUUGCUGUCGCCUUGUGAGAACUGAAAGUCGACUUGACCAACCCAAGUUCCUUCCUCUCGAAGAUUCACUUCUUCCUCAGGCCUUCACAACGGUCACUUCUUCACACUCUGCUUUUUAUGUUUUCUGAACAUUUUUCAUAUUUGAGAGAACCACCCAUCCCGAGUCAUGUAUGGCGUCACGCUCCUAGCGAUCGUUCUGUCCGGAUUCUUGGCGAUGUUCCCCGCCGACAAGGACGCGUGCGACUUGCACGCCGCGGUCGGACAAACGAUGGCGCUCCCGUUUGUUUACAAGCACCUGACCAACGCGGACGUGCUGAGCUGGACCCACAACGGCACCGUCGUUUUCAACCGGGAGGACGCCAGAGUGUCCGUGGGAAAGCCGGAGGACGUCUCUAAGACCGGUUCUCUUCUGCUGAGGAACCUGAAGCUCUCCGGCGGGGGCUUGUACCAGGCCACGGUGCGGCAUCCAAACCGGACCCUGAUGACGGUGUGGACCGGCCGUCUCUGCACGACGGACAAGGUGUCGCGACCGCGGCUCAGUUACGUCUGCGACCUGGAGAUCGGAUUUGUCAAUCUCAGCUGCGACGUGGACAAUCCGCAGAAUUUAUCCUUUUCGUGGACCGUUGACGACGUUAACUUAUCGGAUGCGACCAAGCAGACUUUGAACGUAUCCCUGGACAAGGUGAAGAAAUUUGCAUGCGGGGUGAGGAACAGAUUUAGCACAGAGAGGAGUCAAACUCUGGAUCCAGUCUGUAAAACUUCAAUCCCGACUUCACCGACUUCUCCGGCGGUUCUGCUUUGUUUGACUUCCGAAACGAUCGUCGCGUUGCUGGCGGGAUUAGCGGCUGUGUUUCUCCUCCUGCUCGUCGUCCUCGUCGUGCUGUGUCAACGCCGGCGACGCGGCAAAAGCGACGUGCGUGCCUCGGGCAAAGCCGACCUAAGGAUGUGUUCCGUAAAACGGCUCAGCAGCCCAGAUUACGAGACCAUGAACCCCACCGACUUUCUGACGUUGGCGUUUCCAGAACCGUUACCCAGAACUUGCCAUGCGAGCGCUUCUACACUGGACCAAGCGGCUGCCACCAACCCCUCACCAGUACCGAAACCCAGGACUAAAAACCCCCGGACACAGGACGCCUCAAGCGCUUUAAAGUCGUCACAUUGAUUAUUUCUCUCCCUGCUAAGGAAAUCUACGAUGUUCCACGGCAAGUCUUUGAAACUGCUUACUAGUGACAUAAAUAUCCCCGCACUAUAUCUAGAAAUUCAUGUUGUAGUUAUAAUAUCAUAAUUAAUUUGCAUACAGUAGAAAUAUUAUUGUUUUAUGAUAUCUUGAAUGAAGUAACCUCACCAAACAAGACAUGUAAAAAUGUUGUUUUAAUCUUAAACGUCCCCACAAUGCCACGUCUAUAAAUCGAUGUUUUAACUAUGAACGUAUAAUAACUGUGUCCAAAUGUGUGUAUUUCUCGUUUAAAUUAUGAUCGCCUCGCACAAAAUUGUAAUUUGUAAAUGAUGCAACUCUUAAAAAUAAAAAUGAAAAAUCAUGCUGUAAUUCUGAAAAACUGACACC
Molecule: messenger RNA, 3101 nt
Organism: Syngnathoides biaculeatus (alligator pipefish)
Lineage: Eukaryota; Metazoa; Chordata; Actinopteri; Syngnathiformes; Syngnathidae
Exons: 1
Coding region: 1704-2699 (331 amino acids)
Source: RefSeq, a predicted model, not a curated record